This is a messenger RNA of Helianthus annuus (common sunflower), 468 nucleotides long. Its product is annotated as transcription factor LAF1. The record is from RefSeq and is a predicted model, not a curated record. The coding region runs from base 1 to 468 and encodes 155 amino acids. The transcript has a single exon. Lineage: Eukaryota; Viridiplantae; Streptophyta; Magnoliopsida; Asterales; Asteraceae.
AUGUCACGCCAUUUGCCUGGAAGGACGGAUAACGAGAUAAAGAACCAUUGGCAUUCCUAUCUGAAGAAGAAAGUAAAAAACUUGGAUAACAAGAAACCUCAAGACACACUGAAUAAACAAACACCAUGUACAAGAACAGACUCAAGUCUUGAAUCUUCAGAAGAAGCUUAUGGUUCCAGAAAUUUACCCAAGAUUUUAUUUGCUGAUUGGAUGUCACUUGAUCAAUUUCAGAAGUUUGACUUUUCAGGAAGUCAAACAACAGUUAUGAAUGGUGAACUAGAGAAUGAAGGAUCAUUCAGUGGUAACAUCCAAGAAGGAUCAAGCUAUGGUUUUGAUGAUUCUUUGCAAAUGAAAACCGAGCAACAACAUGUAGAUUCCGAUUUUCUUGAUUUAAUAUCUGAAGAGAAUAUUAUUAUGUGUCAAAACUUCAAUGACAGUGAUGUAAUGUUGUAUAGUUGUGAAUUCUAG